AUGAAGACGUUCGAUUUGGCCAUGCAGAAGUCCGGAGAGUACGCGUGCACGGGCAACCUCAUGUGGCUAAGCAUGACUUGGAAUCCAUGGCCAGAGGUCCAUGUUUCCUCCUACGGCGUGGACGUUCUAAAACGAGACUUCUGGAGCUCCCCCAGGACGUGGCCGUAUCAGCUGCCGGUCGUUGUGGGCGUGCUUCCGGGUACCACAGGGGCAAAGGUAAAAGCUGGGUUCGGUGGCCUGCAUCGAGUCAGCCCUCCGGAGCUCAUCAUGGCCCUCAUGUCACAGGUCGCGCAUGAGAUCCGCGAAGGUGCGGCCGACGAGCGGGUGGAACAGUGGCGUGAGACAAUGCUCCACGCAUCUUUCGUCUUCCAGGUCUGCCAGGACGAGGAUGAGCUGAAGUGGUAUUCGCUGAAUGCUCGGGAGGAGUAUGUCUCCGCUGCAGAAGCCUUCUGCAGAUCGGCCCUUCAGCGGAUUCUGGAGUUGGCUAACCUCAGGGCGUGGUCGAAGCGCUUCAAGAAGAGUUCAUCCAAGAUGAGCGAAGAGGUGAGCGUGACGUUUGUCAAGACCGGCCUGCGACUCCAUGACAACUUCCUAGCUGGCUCCGGUGUCCGUGAUGCGAUCGUCUCCUUGGAGUCCAAGUACGGCACGGCCUCCCCAUUCCACAACCUGGGCAGCCUAGAGGCGCUUUCCAAGACCGCGAGCAAGGAUCCGAAGCUGGCUUGCUUCGUGGUUGCCGCUGUGCAAGACCUGCAUCAGCACGGCUUCAUGGAUGUGGCCCAGAUGAAGGGUGGUGGUUUCGCAGGCUCGAAGACGAGCCUGAUCGAGUGCCUGGCGGCCAAGGCACGGAUCAUGGAGUACUUCAUGCAUGAGUGGAUGCCGAAGAACGGGUUCGACCCCACGGCCGUCGGCAUUUGCAAGGCGAGUGUGGCUGGCAGGGACUUGUGCAGCAGCGUGUGGGUCUGGCGUUCGAAGUGUGGUGGGGGCUCUGCUCGUGUGGACACGAGCUGGCAGGGUGUCCUUCCGCCGGCGACCCUGAAAGCCAUCCUGUUUCUGGAAGCCGUCGUGUUCUCCACUUCGCUGGAUGCCCAGUUGAAGAAUAGUCUUCGCAGCGCAAGCUUGGCCGUGGAACUUUGUGGCCAGAAGCCCUUCGACGACAUGCUGAAGGAAGUGGCAGAAGUGCUGGGGACCGUCAGCCACGUGCAGGAGACCCCGGGCAAUGAGAAAGACACGGCGGCACCCGCAAGCAGCACGGAUGGCCUCAGUGCUGAGUCUCUGGGCGUUCCGGCGACUGUGGCGACGGAGAAGGCAGAUGAGAUUGACGCCUGGAUGGCGACCUGCCGACAGCAGGCUGACAGAUACGUGAGAACGUUCGAGGAGCCGGCCACGGUCAACAUCCUCCAGGAGAUCCUGGAGCGCUCUACCUGGGGCUCGUAUGGUGGGGGAAAGCUUGCAGUAUGGUACGACCUGAAAACGGCGGGUGAAAGCUCGACGCAGCCUCACCUGAGGCGCCCGUCCUUCAACCCGGACAGACUCCAGAAGACCAUCAAAGCAGCUCUCGCAGCACGCAAGCUGGCGGGGCCCAACGCCGACGUCCUGGUCUUGUGCUUCGACGGGGGUAGAGACCACAACUUGAAGCUGUUCAACUGCAUGAUCUGCCCUGACGGCAGCCAUUGGCCGGAGCGCGAGCGCCAGCAGCUGACCGUGACCUACUCGGAGGAGAGCGUGCUUGCUCGCAAAGCGACGCAGCGCGGCUUCAUUCAGCUUGCGGAAGGGCUCCACGUGUUCGGCUCGAAGAUCAGCGUUGAGAAGCGGAAUGGCAGGCACUUCCAGCGCAGCACCAUCAGCUCCGUGAUAGGCCCCGGCGAGUUGCCGCAGUGGAAAGACUUGUGGCGCGAGACGAGCGACACAAAAAAGGCCAUUUACGGCCACUCCGGGAAAAUUCUAGCUUCCGGACCCUCCCCCGAUCCUAAGAUGGAGAAACCAAGCUUUGGAGACGAGCGCGAGCCAGUUCACUGGCACAGCAUGCCGACGACGGUGGUGGAGGAGGUCUUGCACACGUUCCAGAUCGGCGUCCUCCUGGACGCGAGCAUGGCUGACGAGUCAGUGGGAUUGGCGUGUCUCCGAAUGAAAGUUUCCUACCUUGGGAUGGCGUGGACGGCAAAGCACGCCGAGCUGUUGAGCAACAGGCUCAAGCAGCGCCUUUGGGCCGAGUUCAAAGACCAGAAGAGCCCCCUGCACCAGCCCAUGUUGUGCCCAAGCUGCAUCACUUGA
Molecule: messenger RNA, 2271 nt
Organism: Symbiodinium sp. CCMP2592
Lineage: Eukaryota; Dinophyceae; Suessiales; Symbiodiniaceae
Source: the annotation of a GenBank genome assembly